Molecule: messenger RNA, 1641 nt
Organism: Fomitiporia mediterranea MF3/22
Lineage: Eukaryota; Fungi; Basidiomycota; Agaricomycetes; Hymenochaetales; Hymenochaetaceae
Product: PAP/OAS1 substrate-binding domain-containing protein
Exons: 10
Biological process (GO): RNA 3'-end processing
Molecular function (GO): nucleotidyltransferase activity
Source: RefSeq, a predicted model, not a curated record
AUGACCUCGUAUGCACGUAACAACGCCCCCGUGAAUUUCGCGUCUGGCUCUCACCAACACCAACACCAGCAACAUCCGCACCAACAUUAUGGGGAUAGCGGCGGCCAACACACGUCGCAUUCACAGCGCCGACAGAAAUUCGUCGCAGAACUCUCGCAAUGUCUACUUGACUUUGUGAUCCAGCUGCUUCCGACGGUGGAAGAGCUUGCGGUGAAGGAAGACGUGCGGAAACUCCUGGAGAGACUCAUCCGCACCAUCGAACCUGAAAGUCGCCUGCUGUCCUUUGGCAGCACUGCGAAUGGCUUCAGCCUACGAAACUCUGAUAUGGACAUGUGUUGCUUGAUCGACUCGGACCAGCGACUUUCCGCCAGCGAUCUCGUCACAAUGGUUGGCGACUUGCUCGAGCGAGAAACCAAGUUCCACGUGAAGCCACUGCCACAUGCACGAAUACCGAUUGUCAAGCUGUCCUUAGACCCAUCACCGGGGCUACCUCUAGGCAUCGCCUGCGAUAUUGGCUUUGAGAACAGGCUGGCUUUAGAGAAUACCCGGCUGCUUCUCUGUUAUUCUAUGGUCGACCCAACAAGGGUCCGCACUCUUGUAUUAUUUCUUAAAGUUUGGAGUAAACGGAGAAAAAUCAACUCCCCCUACGAGGGAACGCUGUCGUCUUAUGGAUAUGUACUUUUAGUUAUUUACUUUCUAGUCCACGUAAAGAAUCCUCCAGUUCUUCCUAAUCUACAACAAAUUCCUCCUCUUCACCCUAUACCCGCCGAGGAGCAUCAUCUGGCUGGCCGCAACAUCUGGUUCUUCGAUGACAUAGAGCUUCUUCGACAGAGAUGGAAGUCACAAAAUUCGGAGUCUGUCGCGGAGUUAUUGAUCGACUUCUUCCGAUACUACGCGAAAGAUUUCACGUACAACUCUGGUGUUGCAUCUAUCAGGGCUGGCCUCCUGAAGAAAGAAUCAAAGGGAUGGCAGGGUGAUAAUGAUCCGAGAUUCAAGGAUGGUCGGGAACGAAAUCGUCUUUGCAUAGAGGAUCCCUUUGAAACUGAUUACAACGUAGCGCGUUGUGUGACUAGGGAUGGACUCUAUGUGAUUCGUGGGGAGUUCAUGCGUGCAAGCCGGAUUUUACAACACCGGCAAGAACGCGGCUAUCAGGCUCUUGCACAACUGUGUGAAGAACGGGAUGACUCUACGACGAGGAUGAACGCUGCUCACAACACCAUAUUUGUUCCACCACGAUUAUCAUUUCCUCCUCAGACGCCUUAUUCGAUUGGGAGUAAUUCGUUCCGGCCGAAUGGAGCCCCUGCGAGAGAUCGACUCUCGCCUCCUCGAAAGAUACUUGAGGAGAACGCGCCACCCGACGUUGCUCCUGAUGUUCAGCCUCGAAGUCCUCCGGAGCAUAUGGCGCCAAAGCGCACGCAAUUUACUAGCCCCCCUCCACCUGAGGCACCAGAGGAUGACGUCGCCUCGUUUGAGAGUCGAUUAAGCCAGGGACUUUCGCUGGCGACCGCGCCAACUGAUGCUCGUGAACAGGAAAGAGCAUACAUGUCGUCGUCAAGCAAUAGCGAGAUACUGUCGGAUGAUGGUGAUGUGCGCUCGGACGUUGCACAGGAAGAUGAUGUCAAAUCAGUGAGGUCUUUCACU